This is a messenger RNA of Lates calcarifer (barramundi perch), 3094 nucleotides long. It is a transcript of the gene eya2, whose product is annotated as EYA transcriptional coactivator and phosphatase 2. Gene Ontology annotation, cellular component: nucleus. Gene Ontology annotation, molecular function: protein tyrosine phosphatase activity. NCBI's taxonomy places the organism in Eukaryota, Metazoa, Chordata, Actinopteri, Centropomidae. The record is from RefSeq and is a predicted model, not a curated record. Gene Ontology annotation, biological process: positive regulation of DNA repair; negative regulation of extrinsic apoptotic signaling pathway in absence of ligand; cell differentiation.
ACACACACACAGAGAGACAAACGUCCGGGCUGUGUGCGGCGCGCACGCUGCCCCAGAGGAGGAGAAGGAGGAACCAGAGAUCUUGGGUCGUUUAGUUAACAUCACGUCCCCACCGCCUCGAAAGCAAACACGCUCCUGAAGCUGCGGAGGAAGAGCAGAGAUCGAUGUGAGAGAGAGCGCAGAGAGCUGUCAGCUGUCAGCACCUGGACUCUCCCGACCCGAAGCUGCUGCUGCUGCUCCACACGAGCUGCGAGCACACAGGACCGCGCACUCUGUCACUGGUUUGCGGGACAGUGGUGAGGAAUCCUCGGAGUCUGUCCCGGGCAUGGACACACCGCUGCUCUGACUGAUCGGAUUUUUCUCUGUACACUCUUCAGUCUGAAUAAUGGAGAGUUGAAGGCUGGAGAGGAACCUGACUAACAGCAGUGUGACGGGAUAAAGAGGAUAAGGGCUUCUUAUUAUCUGUUUAAAACUCUUCAUAUCUGCUGCAGGAUCAACUGAGGAGGGACAGGUGUCAUGGCUGCCUAUGGACAGACUCAGUACAGCCCUGCCCUCCAGCCUGCAGGACCAUACACACCUUACACUCAUCACACACAGAGCUACAGCAUGCCGUCUUACAACAUUAAAACAGAGGAUGGCCUGAGUCACUCCCCAGGACAGACAGGACUACUGGGCUACUCAAACUUCAGCAGCACUCCCCCGAGUCAAAGCCUCUACAGCUACUCACACACACAUGGAGGUGGCAUUUCAUCUGGAAUUUUUCAAGGCACCCAUGCAAUCUCCAGUUCAACCCCCUUCAACCCGACCCAACAAGAGUUUUCAGCGUACUCAAGCUACAGUCAGAGUCAAUACUCUCCAUAUUAUAACUCACAUCACUACAACAGCCCCUACCUAACAGGCAGCAACAUCAGCCCUGCUGCCAUCACAGCUCCAUUAGCCUAUCAGCACCCAGAACACCCGGUCAUGCUGCCCAAUCACAGCCCAGAGUCACACACAGGAGAGUACCACCCACCACCCAGCCCCCCCACGCCAGGUAAAGAGGGGGGGGUCGCAGCCCGGAGGGGGUCAGAUGGGAAGUUGAGGGGGAGGAAAAGAGUGAGUGACCCUGCUCCACCUCUGGACUCUGAUAUAGAGCGAGUGUUUAUCUGGGACCUGGAUGAAACCAUCAUCAUUUUCCACUCGCUCCUCACGGGAACCUUCUCCUCACGAUUUGGCAAGGACUCUUCAAAGGCAGUGUCUCUUGGUUUGUGGAUGGAGGAGAUGAUCUUCAAUCUGGCCGACUCGAGACUCUUCUUCAACGACCUGGAGGAAUGUGACCAGGUUCAUAUUGAUGACGUGGCAUCAGACGACAAUGGACAGGACCUGAGCACUUACAACUUUGGGUCAGACGGCUUCCAGAGCCCAGCAGGGGCCGGCUCUCUGUGCCUGGGGUCAGGGGUCCACGGAGGGGUGGACUGGAUGAGGAAACUGGCUUUCCGAUACCGCAGAGUCAAGGAGAUCUACAACACAUACAAGAAUAAUGUUGGGGGUCUGCUGGGCAGCCCGAAGAGAGAGGAGUGGUUACAGCUGAGGAGAGAGAUGGAGGUCCUGACUGACCUGUGGCUGACUCAGGCUCUCAAAGCCCUGGCUCUCAUCAACUCCAGACCUAACUGUGUGAAUGUGUUGGUGACCACCACCCAGCUCAUCCCAGCCCUGUCCAAGGUGUUACUGUAUGGCCUGGGCUCAGCCUUCCCCAUAGAGAACAUAUACAGUGCCACCAAGACAGGCAAAGAGAGCUGCUUCGAGCGCGUCUCUCAGAGAUUCGGUCGGAGAGCAGUGUAUGUGGUGAUAGGCGAUGGAGCUGAAGAAGAGACCGUGGCCAAGAAGAAGAACAUGCCGUUCUGGAGGGUGUCCUGUCGGGCCGAUCUGGAGGCUCUGAGCCAUGCACUGGAGCUGGACUACCUCUAGAGGGCGCCAGCUGUCUCACUCUGCUCUUCCCACCCAGAGUAUGAAAUGUUCCUGAAUACCUGAGUGCAGCUGGAGGGUGAAGGUGCCCCCUAGAGACUGAUCCAGAGUCAGUGAGCAGCCAGGCAGACAGUUUACAGAGGAACUGUGAGGAUUUUGAAGUGAGGCCGUGGCAGAUCUGUGACACAUGAACAUGAAGCCAGAAGACCAAAAUAAAAAAUACCAAAGUAAAAUAAGGGACCAAAGCUUCAUAACUAACCCCAGGGAACUGCGGUCAAUACUGCAAAUACUUUUUUAAAACUUUUCCCUUGUUUUUCUUUUUCAUCUCAGCUUUGUGAAUGGUGACCCACUUAGAUAGACACAGAAGUGUUGCACUGAAUGCAAACUCCAUCCUGUUUGAUGAACACAGUGCGUGUCUGCAUGGAUGAAAAGACUGUUGGUUCUGCUGUGUCUUUUUUAUCUGUUGUGAGACUUAACUGUUUGUUUCUGGCCAACACUAUUUUAAAGACCAAUGUUGUGAUGUUAUGUGGGAUAGAUUUGACCUUCACUAUUAUUUUAGAAUUGUUUUUAUUCAUAUUUCACAUAGAUAAAUGUUGGAUAACAUUAUCCUUAUAGUUAGAGGCUAUUGAAAAUAGUCUGAGUUUUACCAUUAAAAUGUGAGAUAUUUAUUAUUGGUUCAACUCUACAACACAGUGAGGUUUGUGUAGUUUGGGAGCCUGGAAUUUAAAAAAAAAUCUAAAUCCCUUCAAAGACCAGAAAUGUGCUCCUGUAAAAAUGUUUUGAUAAGAAGUUGUCUUGAAGAUGCUGUACCACAGGCUCCAGUCCUUACUUUAGAUUCUGGGUUGUAUAUGUUUUCAUCUUUUCAUUCUCCUUCCGUCUGUCCCUGUAUAACUUCCUGAUAUCCUGUUUGUAAUAUAGAUAAACUGGUAUGGUUGUGCAUGUGCCGAUUACACUGCCUGUCAGCUUAGCUAUGAUUUGUAUAUAAUGCUUUAUUGUCGAUUUGUUUUGACAGAGUGAAAAUAGAUUAAUAAAGAUAAAUUAAUUGCAUUGUGGGUGAAAAGUGAGUUGGGUUUCAUUUCAUUUCACUGAAGCCUGAGGCAAAUGAAACAUGAGGGUUCACCUGACUAAUAAAUAAACAACUGAUGAAUGA